AUGAAGAAGAUUCAAAAAAUUGGAAACUAUACAAGAGCUUAUAUUGGAGGUGACAAUGGUACUUAUACGCAAACACCUCCUGUUUCAGCACCUGGUUAUAUGAAUUUACUCACCGGUACGUGGGCUAAUAAACACAAUGUGUAUGAUAAUUAUGUUAACGCUCCCAAUUACCAUUAUAAAAAUAUUUUUCGACUCUUUAAAGAACAUUAUUCUGAUAAAAAGAUUGCCAUUUUCUCAACUUGGAUAGAUAAUCGUAUCAAACUCAUUGGUGAAGGAUCAGCCAUAGCAGGUAAUAUUACAUUCGAUUAUAAAUUCGAUGGAUACGAACGCGAUCAGAUUAUGUAUCCUCAUGAUCCAGAUGAGCAUUAUAUCUUUGACAUUGAUCAACGUGUGACUAAUGAAACUUCAGCAUGUAUCAAAAUCUAUGGACCUGAUCUUUCAUGGGUUUAUUUACAAUAUACUGAUGACGUAGGACAUAAGUUUGGUGACAGUGAACAAUUCAAACAAGCAGUCAUUAAUGUUGACUAUCAAAUAGGGCAAAUUUGGGAAGCUAUUAAUUACCGAAUGACACAUUAUCAAGAAGAUUGGAUAAUCAUUAUAACGACAGAUCAUGGCAGAGAUCCAGUAACAGGCAAAGAACAUGAUGAUCAGACUGACAGAGAACGAACAAUUUGGAUAAUUAUAAAUAGUCAAGAAAUGAAUACUUAUUUUCAUGGUUUUCAACCUGCCAUAGUUGAUAUAUAUCCAACAAUUGCAAAAUUCAUGAAUCUUAACAUUCCAAUUGAAUCUGAAAGAGAAUUAGAUGGAGUACCAUUGACAGGAAAAGUAUCAUUAAUAAAACCAAAUGUCAAGUUGUAUGAUGUUAGUUUAGAAAUUAGUUGGACAGUUUUAGAUCCAACUGGAAAUGUAAAAGUAUGGCUAUCAACUACAAAUUCAUUUAAGGAUGGUAUAACAGACAAUUACUAUUUAAUCAAAACAGUACCUAUACACAACAACAUGAUUAUCGUUGAUAUAACAGGAUAUCAAUCAAACUUCUAUAAAAUAGCUCUCGAAGGGCAAUAUAAUACGGUGAAUAGAUGGGUAUUUCGAUCAUGA
Rotaria sordida is the source of this 1095-nucleotide messenger RNA. Lineage: Eukaryota; Metazoa; Rotifera; Eurotatoria; Philodinida; Philodinidae. The record is from the annotation of a GenBank genome assembly.